CUGUGAACAAUAAGUGAGCAGCGUCCCUUAUUAACUGAGUCAUAAUUGCCACGACACACGUUUAACCACACUAGCUUGUCGAAUGUACAGUCAUGUAUGUACAGACUGAUUUUCGUCUAUGCUAUGUUUCGACUUUUAGUAACAAGUUAACAAGCACCCUUAUAAAUUCAACCAUCCAUCGCUCCGCAUCGAGCAGCCUCCGAAUGAAGUCUGACAGCAGUAUUCUAUGAUUUCCAACAACACAUAUCAAACUAUAACUAAUGCUGAUCCAGGAUAAAGUAACGCUGACCUCUUCGGGCCCGUCAUUCUGGCAACAAAGUCCACUGCAAUGAAGCGAAACUAAAAUUCGACCUAGUGCAUCCAGCGCAGAGGGACUCGAAAACUUGUAAGAGCACUACAUGAAUGCGAAUGAUGAGGCGCCGUCGAAUUUGGAGCCGACCAGCUCGGAAAAAGCGGACAAGAAUGAAGGGGAAACCGUCCAGGCUGAAGCCACCGGACCUCAGGAGAAAUCAGCCGAUGACACUGUCACGAAGGAUACAAAAGUAGUCGAAGAGAGACCCGAAUCGCCUUUGGUAUUGCCUCCGACGCUUCACGAACGAUUCAUGCGGAUCAAACAAAUGGUCAAGGAUGCCAUAGCUGCUCACCACACGUUCAUGAUUUACGGAAGGGCCCGAGUGAUCCGUGAAUGUAUGCUGCGGCGAGGCUGGUGCGAGAAGUUUUUCCGAAAAAAUGCUACUGCCGAUCAUUUCAACGUGGAUUCGAGUCCCGUGGCGUUACUGGCAGGCAUCGGCGACUUGAAGGACCAACAAAGCGAACGACAGUUGAUAUCCAGGAUGCUCAGCAAUCACACUGUCGAUUUCCUCUGGAACACCGGAUCGGAAUGGCCUGGCUGGCCGUCGCAGGAUAACAAGAACACGAUCUUCAACAGAUACUGCCGUGCGGGAUUCACGUCGAAGGUGGGCUUAUGCUCGAACGUCAGACAAAUGCACUGGUAUUACGAGGCUGGAGUGGCGAACACCCUCUUCCCGCGCUGUUACAAUUUAUGCCAGGGCGAUCAGAUGCAUGCUUUCAUCGAGGAUUUUCGAUUCACGUCUUGCCUGAGUCUGUUGAAGUGGCUGAUAAGUAAGAUAUCCGCCGAGGGCGAGAACGCGGUCAGAUCGCCAACGGGAACGGUGCCCAUGAAGGCCCUCGAGUUCGCGAUCAAACGAUGCAGCGAUUAUAUCAGCGCGCAAUCCCACGAGGACAUCGAUCAGGAGACGGAAAGAGUUUGGGCGCAUCAAUGGGACCAGUUUAUCAGCUGGUAUUACCAGAUCGUUCACGGACAAGCGCUUUUCGUUCGCAACAGUGUGCCCUUUCAAAAAUUCUUCCUGGCGGGGAAGCACAUUCUGAAAAAGAUGAGGAAGUACUGUCCACAACUCGACAUGGAUGGCAUCAUGAAUGUAUGGAUCAUGAAGCCUGGGAACAAAAGUCGAGGACGAGGGAUCGUCCUCUUGAACAAAUUGGAGGAUGUCAUGGCGAAGAUGAAUCCGUCGAACAAGUCAGACACCCGUUACGUCGUGCAGAAGUACAUUGAACGACCAUUGCUAAUUCACAGUACGAAGUUCGACAUAAGGCAGUGGUUCGUUGUCACCUGCGCCCAGCCUCUGACUCUUUGGAUAUACAAAGAGAGUUAUCUGCGAUUCUGCUCGCAAAAAUUUUGCCUGACGGACUUCCACGAAUCGAUCCACCUGUGCAAUCACGCGAUCCAAUGCAAGUACACGAACUGCGGCGACAGGGAUCCUGCGUUGCCCUCGGACAACAUGUGGGACGCCACGACCUUCAAAGAGUUCCUCAAGUCCCAGGGGCACGAUAAGGCGUGGGACGAGCUCAUCUACCCAGGAAUGAAGCAAGGCUUGGUUGGUUCUCUAUUGGCCAGCCAGGAAGCCAUGGAUCGUCGAAAGAACAGUUUCGAACUUUACGGCGCUGACUUCAUGGUUAUGGACGAUUUCUCCGUUUGGCUGAUCGAGAUCAAUAGCCACCCUGACAUGAGCUACUCCAGCAGAGUUACGACGCGUCUGUGUCGACAGGUUCUAGAGGACACCAUAAAAGUGGUGAUAGAUUUUCGAGAGAACAAAAACGCAAACACGGGACAGUUCGAGUUGGCUUACAAGCAGAAAAUGCCCAACUGCCAGCCAUAUUUGGGUGCAGCUUUGUCCCUCCAAGGCACCCGCAUUACGACGUUAGAGAAGAAACCUGGUCUCGGGACUCAAGACUCGAAAGUUAGCCUCGUAUCGAAGUCUCCUAUGACAUGCUUUCCGAAAAAGAAAGCGGCAGUGCACAAUCAAAUCGGUCCAGUGAUCGUCGAUCUGAUCGAGGAACUGGAGAUCCAGCUCGACCAGGAAUUCUACGCCUACUACAAAGUAGAAUCGCCUAAGCUGAGGCAAACACUGCCAAUAACUGCGCCCCCCAAACCCUUAAAAGCGGUCGUUUUAGUCGAUAAACAGGAAUCGACCGCGAAGAGCGCUCCCGCUGGAGGAUUGAACACUGUUAAAACGAAGUCACCUGGUUUGAUUCAAAAUAAUCGAAUAAACGACAAGAACGGAAGCAAUCAGAAAACGGCAACGCGAACGCCAAGAAAGUCGCGGACUCUCACUGGAUCGACAAGCCACAAAUCGGAAACUUCUCCUGCGAGGCAAAAUUUUAUCUCGAAGAUUAUAACUAUUCAGAAGCAAACGUUUAAACAGCCAUCAAAAAGUGAAAAGUCUCAACCGAAGCAAAACCAAAAUAGGAUGAUUAAGACUGCGGUACGAGACGCUAUUAAAAAGUACAAAAAAGGCGCAGCUCUGUCCGCCAUUCCACCGGAAAUACCUCCGCUACCGUCUUUAUCAACGGCACCGAAUAAAGGUAGCGAAGGUGCCGCAGGGAAAAAUAAAAUUCACAUCGUUCCGGCCAAGAAUCCUCGUCAAAAAAAGAACAAAGUGUUAACCGACAUUACUGACAUGUACGCUGUUGGCUUGAGGUUGACUAAAUGAGAAAGGAAAAGAAAAUCCUCGUGAUCCGCACUCGUUAUUCGUUGGCUCUGUCUACUGUUGAUUCAUCGAAGUCUAUAUUUGAAACGUACCUGUACAUGGCCAAUAAAGAACUACGCUAUCCAUCGGUAACUCG
Molecule: messenger RNA, 3144 nt
Organism: Hylaeus anthracinus
Lineage: Eukaryota; Metazoa; Arthropoda; Insecta; Hymenoptera; Colletidae
Product: tubulin glycylase 3A-like
Exons: 15
Coding region: 399-3011 (870 amino acids)
Biological process (GO): cilium movement; cilium assembly; protein polyglycylation
Cellular component (GO): cilium
Molecular function (GO): protein-glycine ligase activity, initiating
Source: RefSeq, a predicted model, not a curated record